GAUUUCCCUCCUUCAGUCCUCAUCUACUUUCAUCUCUUUCUCGCCUUUCCUUCACUUGACUCCUCUUCUCGCGUAUUUCAAUUUUCCUUUCCAUGUCUAUAUUUUAUUUGCCCUCGAUUGAUGUCAUUCAUCUCUCCUUCAAUCCUCCACUCGUACACGUCUCGCCUCCUCUCUCCUCGUCCCCCUGGCCGGGCACACGUUCCCUUUCCCCAUCCAUCCGCGCCCCGAAGGCAAACCGUGCUCCUCGGCAGCCCGCCCGGAUGCGCGCAGUGUAGAGAGAAAAAGAGAGAGAGUGAGAGAGAGGGAGAAAGGGGGGGAGAGAGAGAGGCAGCAGGCACGGAGCGGCAGUACCGGGAUCAGCUCUCUCUCCUACUUUUAUUCUAACACCAGAUGCUUACCGCCUCGAGUGGCCGGUACGAGGACACGAGGGCAACUGAAUCCCCCAUUACUCCAUACGUUUGGUUAGGCGUGCCAGUGAGUAGCUCCAAGUAGAUCAAGAGUUGAAGAAGGAGCAUCCUAGUCUAUUGGUGAGCUAAUUGGCUCUAGGCAUCAUCUCACCCCUCCCACCGGCCUAAUCCUCUACCUUCCCCUUUCCAUCCCACUUCUCGUGGGAACCACACACAGCCGGACAUGUCUCUCCUGGCCUCCCCCGCCCCCUGCCUCCUCCUCCUCAUCCUCCUCCUCCUCCAUCCACUGCCUCCCUGCCAGCCGGAGUCCCAGCGCAGCAACCCCAGCAGCGACCCCAGCAGCGACCCCGGCAACGACCCUGUGACCCUGGGGGCCACGUCCUCCAUGUUCCCCUCAUUCCUGCCGUCGGCGUCCUACAGCAACGGCACCGCGCCUGGCAAAAAGGAUAAGUGCACCGAAGAGACGGUGUGCUUGCCCGGCAUCCUUCUCCCCGUCUGGGAGCCCAACAAGCCCAGACUUGGCGAGCAAGUGGCCAGAGCGGUGGUCUACUUUGCUUCGCUCAUGUACAUGUUCCUGGGAGUGUCCAUAGUAGCGGACCGCUUCAUGGCGUCCAUUGAGGUCAUCACGUCCCAGGAGAAGGAAGUGACCAUCACCAUGCCCAACGGGGAAACCUCGGUGGCAACGGUUCGAAUCUGGAACGAAACGGUGUCCAAUCUGACCCUCAUGGCUCUCGGCUCCAGUGCGCCGGAGAUACUGCUGUCGGUUAUAGAGGUGUGCGGUCACGGCUUUGAGGCCGGUCAGCUGGGCCCAGGGACCAUCGUCGGCAGCGCUGCCUUCAACAUGUUUGUGAUCAUCGGAAUCUGCGUGUGGACGAUUCCUGUGGGCGAGACCCGCAAGAUCAAGCACCUCAGGGUGUUCUUCAUCACCGCCUUCUGGAGCAUCUUCGCCUACAUCUGGCUCUUCCUCAUCCUGUCGGUCAUGUCACCGGGCAUCGUAGAGGUGUGGGAGGCUCUGGUCACCCUGCUCUUCUUCCCAGUGUGUGUCCUCCUGGCCUGGAUCGCCGACCGCCGCCUGCUCUUCUACAAGUACAUGGGCAAGCGCUACCGCGCCGACAAGCGCCACGGCAUCGUCGUGGAGACCGAAGGAGACCUGACGCCCACCAAGGGCGACGUGGAGAUGAUCAUGGAUGGCAAGUUCGGUGGGGGCACCGUGGUGCCUGGCGAAAUCUGCGGGGUCGGGACCCAGGACGGUACGGCGGGCGCCGUGUCCAAUAACCUGCCCAAAUCCAACAGCGCGAUGGUCAACGUGGAGAGCAACAAGGAGCUGGACGAGAGCCGCAAAGAGGUGAUUCGUAUCCUGAAGGAGCUGAAGCAGAAAUAUCCGGACAAAGAGCUGGACCAGCUGAUGGAGCUGGCUAACUACUACGCUCUGCUGCACCAACAGAAGAGCAGGGCCUUCUACCGCAUACAGGCGACCCGCAUGAUGAUCGGAGCCGGUAACGUCCUGAAGAGGCACGCGGCCGACAACGCCCGGCGCACCGCCGUGGCGGACGAGGAGGCGCCGGAGGUGCAGGACUCGGGAGAGUGCAGCCGCAUCUCCUUCCAAAGCUCCCACAGCCAGUGCAUGGAGAACUGCGGCGUUCUGACGCUGGCUGUCGUCUGCCAGGGCGGCCUGGGAGAGAACACUUUCUACGUGGACUACAGGACGGAGGAUGGCUCGGCCAACGCUGGGUCCGAUUACGAGUACAGCGAAGGAACGCUGGUGUUCAAGCCCGGAGAGACCCGCCGAGAGAUUAAGGUCGGCAUCAUCGACGACGACAUAUUCGAAGAGGACGAGCACUUCUUUGUGCGCCUGCUAAAUCUGCGCGUUGGCGACGCCGAGGGGAUGUUCGAGAGCGACGAAGCGGACGCCGGCCCCAAAGGUCGCCUGGUCGAGCCCCUGGUCGCCAUGGUGACCAUCCUGGACGACGACCACGCCGGCAUCUUCACGUUCAGGGAGCGCAUGGUGCGGGUGAGCGAGAGCGUGGGCACCAUGGAGGUGACGGUGGUGCGCAACUCCGGCGCGCGCGGCACGGUCAUCCUGCCGUACCACAGCGAAUCGGGCACCGCCAAGUCUGGGGAGGACUACGAGGAGGCCCGCGGAGAGCUGGAGUUCACCAACGACCAGACCACUCAGACAUUCCAGGUCAGGAUAAUUGACGACGAAGAAUACGAAAAACAUGAAAACUUCUUCAUUGUGUUGGAGGAACCACGCUGGCUUAAGAGAGGAAUCUCAGCUCUGCUGCUCAGCCAAGAGGGGGCGGAGGGGCAGAUGAGCUCCGAGGAGGAGGAGGCCCGCAGGAUAGCUGAGAUGGGGAAGCCCAUCCUGGGAGAGCACAGCCGCCUGGAAGUGGUCAUCGAGGAGUCGUAUGAGUUCAAGAGCACCGUGGACAAGCUCAUUAAGAAGACCAACUUGGCGCUGGUGAUCGGCACGCACUCCUGGAGGGAGCAGUUUGUAGAGGCCGUCACCGUCAGUGCAGGUGAUGGCGACGACGACGAGGACCGCCGCGAGGAACACCUGCCGUCCUGCUACGACUACGUCAUGCAUUUCGUCACCGUCUUCUGGAAGGUCCUGUUCGCCUGCGUCCCACCCACCGAGUACUGGAAUGGCUGGGCCUGCUUCUUGGUCUCCAUCAGCGCCAUCGGCCUCCUCACCGCCGUCAUCGGGGACCUGGCGUCGCACUUCGGCUGCACCGUCGGGCUGAAGGACAGCGUGACCGCCGUGGUGUUUGUGGCGCUGGGAACCUCCAUCCCAGACACCUUUGCCAGCAAAGUAGCUGCCAUGCAGGACCAGCACGCCGACGCGUCCAUCGGUAACGUCACCGGCAGCAACGCUGUCAACGUGUUCCUGGGCAUCGGCGUGGCGUGGUCGGUGGCUGCCAUCUACUGGUGGGCCUUGGGGAAGGAGUUCGAGGUGGACCCCGGCUCGCUGGCCUUCUCCGUCACGCUCUUCACCAUUUUCGCUUUCAUCUGCAUGGGCGUGCUGAUGUUCAGGCGCCGGCCGUCCAUCGGCGGCGAGCUUGGCGGCCCGAGGAGGGAGCGCGUGGUCACCAGCCUGCUGUUCCUGGGCCUGUGGUUCCUCUACAUCCUCUUCUCCAGCCUGGAAGCCUACUGCCACAUCACUGGCUUUUAAAGAAAAACAGGGGAAUGUUUAAGCAAGAACAUUGCACCCCAACACACACAUAUACUUCAACACUAAGCGGCACACAUGAAACAAGCAGUUAUAAAGGGGUUACUGCGCUUUGACGCAGGAAUACUAAGAUACUACAUGUUCAUACACACACUAUAUGUCAAAACACAAGCUCCAUGACAACGGGGCGAGAGGAAGUGUUAGUGAGGCUUACUGGGGCAAGGUUAACAGAGACAAGAAAGCAAAGGGAUCGCUUGUGAAGUUACGAUUUUGAAGGUCACACGUCGGAGCUGCACCCUGUAAGCGGCGCACGCCGGAAAAAACGAAAUGCAUCUAUCCGAGUCGCGGUCGAAGGAGACAGAAGUGCUCCUUUGUUUCGCCCUCUUUAGCCGUGAGGGUUCAGGUCUCUCCACUGGGGAGGCAGAGCGCCGUGUGGACAAAAAAAAAUAAUAAUUACAAAAGAUGGAGUGGAAUGUUUACAACAACAUUAAGCUUGUUUACUCCAGGAGGUUCUCAUAAGGCGGUGAUGCUCGUCUAGUACACCGUUUAGAUGAAGGUUCUCCACACACGCUGUAAAUAAUUUAAAAACCAGUAUACUUGUUUGUGUAUAUAUAGAAUGUAGUGUACUGUACAGAAAACCCACUUAAUGAGAAAAAGAAAAGGGGGAGUCGGUUUUUUUAAAUGCACACACAAGCUGGAAAGCCCCACAUUUCCAUCAAUUAACAAUGUGCAGACGGCCUGGAUUUUAAUGGCAACAUACUAAAGUCUUACCUGACCAAACAAAUAAUUUCAAUAAGCUGGUGAAAUGUAAAUUCACGAAGAGCCAUAACUCUCCGGCAUCCUCUCAGAUGUGUCACAGGUUUUCAUGGAAACCAUGGCACAGUUCUGACAUUGACAUUCGCAUGCAUAACCGACUACAGCCAAGACUACACCACACUGACGCUUCAAAGUGGCUCCAUUCAAUGCCUUGAGGAGAAACUUUGAAUUAAAUAUAAAUCUAGUAUUCAAGCUUUCAGCUGUACAAAGCUGCACUUUAUUUUAGUGUAAAACGUGCUGUGUUUUAGUGGGCAAUGUAAGAAGGGAAAACUAUGAGCCGUCUGAAUUCUUCAGCAGACUGAUAUACAUUGUCCUCUGUUUACAUGGAGAGUGCACACACUGUUUAACGAACCCACAAACUAAGGUCUAUCUAACGUUCUCCAGACUUUGUUUACAGUCUGUGUUUACAGUGAGAAAACGGUCAUUGAAGUCACAGUACCACCGCCUGGAAGGCGAUGGGGAAACCCCUUCACAAAACACUGGCCUCCAGGGCCUGUAGUGUCCCUCAGUGUUUCAUGGCCCAGUCAAGUCACAUGCUCCCGAUGGCCGCUGAGUAGAAGUAAAACAUUCAAUUCAAAUUCAACACCGACAUUUCAGGGUAUUUAGCUUGUUAACAUAAACUUGAGAAGUCAGUGGGUGAAUUAAACGUUUAAAAGAGUGGCUGCGAAUGUAGCUGGACGCUAAUGAAGUGGUUAGCUGUUAGCUUAGACUAGAAGCAUCGAGAACCGCCAUCCUUCUUCUACACAAGAAAGAUCCAUUCGCAUUUGCAGUCGAUGUUCAUUUACAAGUCACCAUACAUUUCCAUCGUUUUCACACACAAACAAUAAUCGAUAUACAAUAUUAUCGGAAGUAGUCGAUUCGCUUUCCCUUUCACUAAUUUUACUGUAAAACUUUCUAAAGCAGACUUUGUAUAUUUUACAUGCAGAUACAGCCAAGGCAGAUUUUUUGUACUUCUAAAAAACAUUUAGAGUAGUAUCAAUCUAUACACUGGGUAAUGUAGAUUACAUUACAUUCGAUUUUGAUACAUUUUCCAGAGCGAGAAAAUUUCCCUCUAAGCCGCUGAAACAAUGUAGUGUAACACUUGCGAACAUUAAGUUACCAAUCUACUCCACCCUAUUGCAUUUCUCUCCUUGUCACUCAUGCUAUUUUUUUAGACAUGUGUAUUCACGAGAAGAGGGUGUAUGUAGGAGGAAGCUGUGCCGCAGGGCUUUGAGGUGGACAGCUUUAAAGUUAAGGGUGGUUUCCAUGUGCAAUACGGAAAACAGUUGCGCGCUCUAGUUCGCUUUUUAGGACAAGAGGUUCAGUUUACACACUUUUUUCUGCGCCUGUUGAUGCUGUAUCAAUCCGCCAAUGCCCAUUUCUUCCGUUUGGUUUUCUCAAAGGAUAAUUUUCUUUUUUUGUUGAGUGUAUAGCAUGUUUACAUGAGCAGUGUAGAAGAUUGCCAGGGCGACGGUCAGUCAGUCUCCGGUCGUCAUGAGCUAAAGAAUAACCCACUGUAGUUGUUAAUGUUGGUCGGGGAGGUUGUGACAGUAGCCUAACUGUAUUCUCACUGGACCACCCGAAGGGACCAAGAGUACACACAUCUCACACAAACACACGCGCGGAUGUUGUGUAAUCUGUGACUCGGUGAUGACGUCAGAGUGUGUACCCAGCAUCGUCCCAGCAGGUGUGGCUCCGCCCCCUAAAACGGCACACUGUCUGGACUCCAUGUUUUCCAUGAACUUCUCGGCCCCUUGCUGUUCUGUAGCUAGAUGUGAUGCCUCCCCAUCUAGGAUCUCCUCCUCCCCCCAGUGUGUGUCAGUGUUUGCCUCCCCCAUCCGUGUUCUUCUGCAAGAUGCAUGUUGAAACCCCCCCGCCCUUCGUGUGUGUUAGUAGCAUGGUCUACUGUGAUGGACGCCCGCUGUAGGCAUUCGGUUUACCCGCGGGGUUAAUGCCCCACAGUGUGCAUCCCAAACACCAGAGGCUCUGUGAGAUUGAAAAGAGCAGGUGGCUCCAUUCAGAUUUGUUGGCUAAUGGAGUCAGUGUCAGCUGCUCUUUAGACACGUAACCUCUGCUCUGUUGGGUCAUGCCAUGUUUGCAACGGGUUAAAUUCCCGGCUCAUCUGUUUUUGUUUGUUGGUGUAAAUUAUUUCUAUGUCUGUGUUAGUGUCCCCUUCUUAUUCUUCUCCUCCUUCUUCUUCUUCCUUCCCUUUGUCCUACUUUGUCUUCUCCUGCUCCUUUGUCUUCUUCUCUUCCUCGUCCUUCUUUCUCGCCUCCUUUGUCUCCCCCUGCCCUGUUGUCUUCUUCUUCUUCUUCUUCUUCUCCUCCUUGUCCUUACUUGCCUCCUUCGUCUUCCCCUGCUCUGUUUUCUUCUCUCUCCUCCUUUUUUGUCUCCCAUUCACUCCCUCCCAGGUCUUGCUCUUCAAUGUGUCCCCCUGUGCAGUUCUUUCUUGUGAUGAUGAAAAUGUCUCUCUCUGCCUGAACCUUUUGUAGGGAAAUAACAACUAAGUUACUACAAUGUCAUGUGAUAGACCUCAACAUAUAUUCAAUACUGUAAUAAAUGUAUGAACUUAAAGAUCAAAUUUAAGGGUUUUUUUUUAUGAAAUGCUGAAAAACUAUUUUGAAAAAAAAAAGUUGACAACUUGUUUUUUAGAACAUGGCAUGAGAUGUAAUGUGUUACUGAAAGAAAAUUAAGGUCUUAAGUUAAAUGAAAUUGAACUUAUUUGAAUAUAGUUUAUUUAUUUUCAAGGCG
This is a messenger RNA of Pungitius pungitius (ninespine stickleback), 7122 nucleotides long. It is a transcript of the gene slc8a2b, whose product is annotated as solute carrier family 8 member 2b. The record is from RefSeq and is a predicted model, not a curated record. Bases 631 to 3579 code for a protein of 982 amino acids. Lineage: Eukaryota; Metazoa; Chordata; Actinopteri; Perciformes; Gasterosteidae. Gene Ontology annotation, molecular function: calcium:sodium antiporter activity. The transcript has 17 exons. Gene Ontology annotation, cellular component: axon; postsynapse; sarcolemma. Gene Ontology annotation, biological process: calcium ion import across plasma membrane; sodium ion transmembrane transport; cell communication.